Molecule: messenger RNA, 495 nt
Organism: Parastagonospora nodorum SN15
Lineage: Eukaryota; Fungi; Ascomycota; Dothideomycetes; Pleosporales; Phaeosphaeriaceae
Exons: 1
Coding region: 1-495 (164 amino acids)
Source: RefSeq, a predicted model, not a curated record
AUGCAUCUCACGCACCUUGCCCUCUCCCUCAUAACAUCUCUUGUCCUAGCCACCCCACAACCCCUCUGCACUCCAUCCACAUUCACCUCCCUCACCCUCCCCGGCACCCAAAUCCUCAACAUAACCACCACCCAGCAGUCCAACCUCACCCUCUCCGUCCCCGAUGACCAAAACCACUUCGCGGCCAACAUCACAAACCUGUCCGCCUGCGACGUCCUGAUAACCUACACGCACACCAACUCGUCCCCCGCGGACACUGUCCUCACGACCAUCACGCUCCCGCUCCCUUCAAAAUGGACAGGCCGCCUCCUCGGCGCUGGCGGCGGCGGCUGGUACACCGGGCCCGAAAACCCCCCUGACACACCUCUGGGCCCGCAUCCCAAGGCUUCGCCGUCACAUCCACCGACAGCGGACACUCGCUCCCCUCACCCGCGACAUGGGCCCCUCGUAUCCCCCGGGCACCUAAACUAUCCCUCUCUUGCACAAUUUCGCUGA